Salvia hispanica is the source of this 2502-nucleotide messenger RNA. RefSeq lists its product as uncharacterized. The record is from RefSeq and is a predicted model, not a curated record. Gene Ontology annotation, molecular function: protein binding. NCBI's taxonomy places the organism in Eukaryota, Viridiplantae, Streptophyta, Magnoliopsida, Lamiales, Lamiaceae.
GAGCAAAAUCAUUUGAAUUACGCCGCCAUGUGGUUAGGAAGAGUAUCGUCCAAGUCAUCAUCUAAAUUCUCCACCUUUUCGAUUCCCUAUCACCCUUUUCUCGUACCCAGAUUCAAUUCCGACAAUGUCAGCCACCAAGCAAGACACUUUUCCGGCAAUCCCGACGACGCAAUCGCACUAUUUGACAGAAUGCUCAGAACGCUGCCGCCCCCUUCCGUUUUCGCAUUCAAUAAAUUACUGACUGCGCUUGUGAAAAAGGAACAAUACUUCGUUGCACUCUAUCUGUUCGACGAAAUGCUCCAGAGAGAUAUCCCAGAAAAUCUCUGCACAUUAAACAUUGCAAUUGAUUGCUACAGCCGAUUGAAAAGACCCGAGCUUGGGUUUUCGAUCUUAGGCAGUGUACUGAAGCGUGGGUACGAGCCGGAUGUUGUGACGUUUAACACUCUGAUCAAAGGGCUUUUGUUGGUCGGGAAGAAUCUCGAAGCGGCAAACUUGUUGAAGAGGCUGUUUACUGAGUCACUUUGUAAGCUUACUGAUGAAUCUUCUAGUCUUAGUGUAAUCAGUAGGUUGUGUGAGCCUGAUAUGUUAAGUUUACUGAAACGGGGAUGGCGGAAAGCUCGGGUUUAUGAUUACUACGCUGUGAUUGUCGAUGCGAUGGAUAGUGCGGGCGUGUCACCCGAUACUUUAGCGUAUAAUUCGAUAAUUAAGGGGCUAUGCGAGAUGAGUAGAUGGAAUGAGGUCGAGAACAUGUUAAAGAAGAUGGUGGCGAGUAAGGUGUACCCGGAUUUGAAUACGUACAAUAUGUUAGUGGAUGCUCAUUGCAAAGAGGGGAGGGUGGAAGCAGCUGAGCAUGUUAUGAAGAAUAUGAAUGUUGAACCUGACAUUGUGACGUAUAAUUCGUUGAUUCAUGGAUAUUGUUUGAAUGGUAGAAUGAAUGAAGCCGGAAGCAUAGUGGAAAUUGCAUUGAAAUCGGGGAUCAAGCCUAGUAUUGUAACGUAUAACACCUUGAUGAACGGGCAUUGCAAAAAGGGGGGAGUGGGUGAAGUCUUCCGUCUUUUUAUGGAAAUCCAAGCGCAAGGGCUUGAGCGCGACGUGGUUUCUUACAACAUAAUGUUGGAUGCCUUGUGCAAGUCGCGUCGUAUCACUGAAGCAUUUUCGGUGUUCAAUACAAUGGAAGUUGAAGGCGUUGUUCCUGAUAUAGUCACUUAUAGUGUUCUCAUUGAGGGAUUGUGCAGUGCUCAUUGCUUUGCUAAAGCUUUUUCUGUCUUGAAUAAGAUAGAGGACACAGGUAUCGAUUUCGACACUGUAAUAUAUAACACUCUAAUUAAGGGAUUGUGCAGUGCUCAUUGUUUUGACGAAGCCUUUUCUGUCUUGCGUAAGAUAGAACACAAAGGUCUCGAUCCCGACAUUUUUACAUAUAACAUUUUGAUUAACGGAUUGUGCAAGGAUGGAAAGGUUAAACAGGCGAAGGAUUUGUUCAGUGUGCUUCCAUCCCCCGACGUUAUAACCUAUAAUAUUCUCAUUGGUGCACUUUGCAAAGAAGGGGAGAUGGAAGAGGCUAAGGUUUUGAUGAAGAAGAUGGUUUACAACAACUGUUUGCCUGAUAGAAUAACGUGCAAUGUUUUGGUUCGUGGUCUUCUGAAAAAUAACAUGAUACACGAUGCGAUUCAACUGUUGGAAGAGAUGGAUUCGAGGGGAUUCACAAUUGAUGCCACCACUUUAUCAAUGAUGGAAAGCCGAGGAAUUAAAUCUGUGAGGCAGAGUGUCAAGAGAGAAUCAAGAUACCAGGAUGACAAAUAGAGAGAGAGGGUGGAAAGACAUGGGAAAAUGAGGUGGAAGUGGUUGAAGAAUGAAGCUUGAUAAAGGCUACAUCUCCAUACUUCGUUACUGACCACAAAAACCAAAAACGUGUGGUCAUCGAAGUUGAACAGUAAUCUUGUUUGUGCGACAAUUGUGAUUCCAAUUUUGAAAGGUCAGAAAUCAGGACGCGAAGAGGAGGUCGAAUGAGGCUAAGAAUUGGAGCUAAGGAUGGAGAGUGGAGGAAAAACAGAAUAAAUUCCCAUUUUCAGAAGCUUUCACUCAGGCCGAGUGACAUUCGUGCUUCCAGAGGUUUUCACUCGGGCGGGUAAUUUAGUGCCAAAUUGCAUCUCGAAGAGUGACAUCCGCGUCUUGACUCAAGUAGCCCCUACUCGGCCGAGUGGAUUUAGUGGCGAAAUGCCACCUGGCCAAGUGACAUGCUCGAGUAACUGCCUUUGCAGCUUUAUACUCCAAAGACACGAUAAAAGAGGCGGAAAGAACAUGGAGGAAAAAAAAGAAACAGGGAGAGGAGAUUCAACACCGAAUUUCCAUCAAUCCGGAGACGAACCACUGUCAGAUUUGGAAGAACACCAAUGAUUCUAUGGUUGUAGUUUCUUGUGGAUAGUAUGAGUGACUAGUUUCUUUCAUUGCUCUUGAGAGAUUGAAAUAUGGAUUUUGUUAUGAAAUUAUGAAUUUCUUCGGUUA